This is a messenger RNA of Caenorhabditis briggsae, 1536 nucleotides long. It is a transcript of the gene Cbr-ntp-1, whose product is annotated as Protein CBR-NTP-1. Gene Ontology annotation, cellular component: membrane. Bases 1 to 1536 code for a protein of 511 amino acids. Gene Ontology annotation, biological process: nucleoside diphosphate catabolic process. Lineage: Eukaryota; Metazoa; Nematoda; Chromadorea; Rhabditida; Rhabditidae. The record is from RefSeq and is a predicted model, not a curated record. The transcript has 5 exons. Gene Ontology annotation, molecular function: nucleoside diphosphate phosphatase activity.
AUGCGAACUUUUAAUGUGUACGGCAUCUUGCUCACAUUCACCUGUAUCAUUUUUAUUUUCUCCGUUCUUCCUUUUACAAUAGGCAGCAGCUCAGAAGCGCGUCAAAGGAUAACUAGGAGUGUGGGAGAUUCUGAAAAUGACAUAAAAUACGGUGUGAUAUGUGAUGCUGGGUCGAGUGGAACGCGUCUAUUCGUGUACACUCUGAAACCAAUGGCCGGUGGACUAACAGACAUUGAUACUUUGAUUCAUGAAAACGAGCCGGUUGUGAAAAAAGUGACACCUGGACUGAGCACGUUCGAAGAUAAGCCGGAACAAGUUGUUGAAUAUCUAACCCCUUUGCUCCGAUUUGCUGAAGAACACAUUCCAGCUCACCAACUAGCUGAAACUGAACUUAUGAUCUUUGCGACUGCCGGAAUGAGACUAAUCCCGGAAGAGAAGAAAAAUGCAAUAAUUGAAAACUUACAAGCUGGAUUGAAAAAAAUAACACCACUGAAAAUUACUGAUUCAAAUAUUCGUGUCAUAGAUGGAGCCUGGGAAGGAAUCUACAGUUGGAUAGCGGUUAAUUAUAUUCUAGGAAAAUUUGAAAAAGAAAAUGAGCCGAGAGUUGGAAUGAUCGAUAUGGGUGGAGCAAGUGUUCAGAUUGCAUUUGAAAUUCCAAAAGAAGACGUUUACAAUGGUGGAAAUGUAUACGAGAUUAACUUGGGUCGGGAUCAUAACUCGGAUUACAAGUACAGUAUCUACUCGACAACAUUCCUUGGUUACGGUGCGAAUGAAGGUCUCAAAAGAUACGAAAAUUCGUUGUUGGAAUCACAUCAAGUAGUAGAUUCGUGCUCACCAAAAGGGUUGAACAAGCUUAUCGGAGAGAACGCAGUGAAUGGAACUGGCGAAUGGGACACCUGUCUUGCUCAAAUGUCCACUCUUAUCGGCGAAAAGACUCUCCCAACAUGCGCUACUCAACCCUCUUGCUUCCUUCGUAACGUUAUUGGACCAUCUGUGAAUCUUUCAAAAGUUCCCUUGUACGGAUUCUCCGAAUACUGGUACACAACAAGCAACUUCAACUCUGGAGGAGAAUAUCACUAUGAAAAGUUCACAGAUGAAGUUAGAAAAUAUUGUCAAAAAAAUUGGACUGAUAUUCAGGAGGGUUUUAAAAGAAACGAAUUUCCGAACGCUGAAUUCUCAAGAUUGGGCACAAAUUGCUUUAAAGCCGCAUGGGUGACUACUGUAUUGCACGAAGGUUUCAAUGUAGAUAAAACUAAUCAUUUAUUCCAGAGCGUCCUGAAAAUAGCCGGAGAAGAAAUGCAAUGGGCUCUUGGAGCAAUGCUUUAUCAUACAAGAGACUUGAAGUUUGGACUUGGUCUAGAAGAAGAGUUAGAAGUUAUUCAGUCGACUCAACAGAUUUCAAAUUUCUUCUCGUUCUGUGUCAUCCUAGUCUUCGUUCUUGCUGCUGUUCUCUAUCGACAACUUCAGUCGGACUCUCUUUAUAAAAAGUACCACUACUUGCGAACGGACUCGAAACCGGACUUCCUCAACGUUUAG